AUGCUCAAGGACCCUCUGAUUGCUCGACACGUUGUGUCGCGUCCCCAAACAGGGCCCUUUGCCUGCGCGUGGUUUGCUUUGCUUGCGGCAGCAACCCUCGGCGCCCUGUCCAUCGCUGCACUUCUGAUCGACUGGAGUGCCAUGAGCCUCCGAGUCACCAGCGCCGACCCUGCCUGCCACCCCAUCCCCCUAUACUGUCGCCGCCUGCCAGAGUACCAGAGGAAGCUCAUGCCCGAGUGCAGCGUCCCGGCAAAGUGCAAUCGGAAGCACAACCCUCUCAACCCUCGCCGGGACGUGAGUGGCUAUGGUCACGGCCUUGAGUGGACGGGGGCAGCCUCUUUUGCCAACGGAACCCUACACCUCGGCAUUCUCAGGACUCCGCUCUACCACAGAAAGCCUGAAAGCAGCCCAACUGUGGCGCUCUCUGUCUUCAUGUACACCGCCACAGGGCAAGAGGCGGCCGAGAGCGGCGUCCUGGUCGGCCACUGCGGUGGUCCAAGUAGCGGCGCCCUCUGCGGCGUGAUCCUGUCGAGGGCGGCUGCGGCGACCGCCAAGAAGGACAACGCGGGGAAUGAUAUGUAUUUCGCGAUCGGAAUCUCACAGCGGGGUGUCCAGAUAGAGAACGCACAGGCAUACGAUGCCGCCUCGCGCGCGGUGCUGGAGGCAAUGCCAAGACUUCAAUGCACCCACGACACGCUCAAGCUCCCAACGCCCGAUCCUGCCCGGUGGGGCAAAUACCGAGUCUCCGACUUCUCGUCCUGCAGCUGCGCGCUCCCCGACGGCAGCCCUGCAAUGGGAGAGACGUGGGUGGAUGUCGACCCGUCCGACGCGGCGUCCGUGGAGGGUUACCUCAGGAGGUUGCAGGUCCGUAACACGAGGUGCGACGGGGACCCAAAGUGGGCGAUGCGAGGCUCCGAUGGCGCGAGGUACAACUACCUCGACUAUUUAGGCUCGAACGUGCUCGCACACGACCUCAACCUUCUUCGCGACGCCCUCGGAGUGCCCAAGCUCUCCCUCUCGGGCAUCUCUUAUGGCACAGGGGUCGGCGCCGCUUACGGUUCCAUCUACAGGGACGAGCUAGACCGUCUCAAGCUCGACUCGAAUGUGCUGCCCUCUGACCCCGAGAGCAAGGAGCUCGCCUUCGGUGCCGCCCGCGGGCUGGAGCAAGGCGUCGACAAACUGCUUGAUAUGUGCGUCGCCCGUCGCUCCCGUCAAUACAACCACACCGAAUGUGCGCUUGGCGCCGAUCCAUGGGCCGCGUUCGACGCCCUUGUCGCGGAGCUCCGUUCUCCGGGGCUCUUUGCCAAGGCAGGCGGCCGCGACGACCUCGCUCCGGUCCGGCUUGGCCUCGGUAUGGUCGGCGGCUACCUCUCAACGUGUAUGAACCUGGAGUCGUGGACGACGACCUGCACCAAUAUCCUCGUCGAUCUCACCUCCACCGAUCUGGCGAGGAGGCAGGCCCGGGUGGAGGAGAUUCUCGACGCUUUUUGCGUCAUCCCGAACGCCACCAACGCGACGGCCACUGUGGUCACGUGGCGCCGGUAUGGGGUUUGCAUCGGUGGCUCGCACGUUGGCAUCACCCUCGGCCGAAGCGACUCGUUCCUCGACCAGACGGGCAUCAUCGGCGUCGACUAUUACGGCCGCCGCAGCCUCAAGAGUGCGAUGCGCGUCUACCGGGAGGCGCUCGCCACCUUCGACUACCCGGCCACGGGCGCCUUCCUCGGCUGGUUUGGCGCAACAUUCGACUGGCAGGUCACGCCCGACCCGAUCCGAAGCGGCACGCUCGAGAAAGCGAAGGUAUUGAUCGCGGGCAAUCUCUACGACCCUGGCACGGCCAUCGGGUGGACGCUCAAGAUGCGCCAGGCCUUCCCCAACUCGGCGCUCCUCAUCUCCCAAGCCGUCGGCCAUGGGACCGGCAUGCCGCUGAUCGCCGGGAUGGACAUGCGCAACGACAGCGCUUACAUCGACUGGGGCGCAUGCCACGCGGCAGUCGACAGGUUCUGGGCGAUCGGAGAGCUCCCCCUCGACGGCAUGAUUUGCCGCCAGGAGGGACCGGUCCAGAGGUGA
Molecule: messenger RNA, 2067 nt
Organism: Emiliania huxleyi CCMP1516
Lineage: Eukaryota; Haptophyta; Isochrysidales; Noelaerhabdaceae
Exons: 2
Coding region: 1-2067 (688 amino acids)
Source: RefSeq, a predicted model, not a curated record